AACACGAAAGAAAAGAAAAACCCCAAUUUUGAAUCUAUAUAAAACCCUAAUUUGUCAACGAUGUAGCAAUUUGAACUCACAGCAAUAAGCGAUGGGACACUCAAAUGUUUGGAACUCUCACCCUAAAACCUACGGUCCUGGUUCUCGCACUUGCCGUGUGUGCGGAAAUCCACAUGGAUUGAUCAGGAAGUAUGGCCUUAUGUGUUGCAGGCAAUGCUUCCGUAGCAAUGCCAAGGAGAUUGGUUUCAUCAAGUACCGCUAAAGAGUUAUGUCUGUGACCAACCAAUUUUAGGCCCUUGAAUUAGAAUGUUGUGAGGAGGAUAUGUUUGAAGCUUCUUGAGUUUAUUUUUUUGCAUUUAAUUUAUUUGUCAGAUUUUAUUGGUUGAAUUAAGUAUCUUUUAUAUAUAUUGUUUUAUACCACAAACAAGUCAAGUUUUAAUGGUAUUUAGUUAAUUUGUAUGGUUUUAUAGUUUGCUACUACAAUCAAAGAAAAUUUUAAUGCUGCCA
Messenger RNA from Cicer arietinum (chickpea), 507 nucleotides. Its product is annotated as small ribosomal subunit protein uS14z/uS14y/uS14x. The record is from RefSeq and is a predicted model, not a curated record. Gene Ontology annotation, molecular function: structural constituent of ribosome; zinc ion binding. Lineage: Eukaryota; Viridiplantae; Streptophyta; Magnoliopsida; Fabales; Fabaceae. Gene Ontology annotation, cellular component: ribosome; cytosolic small ribosomal subunit. Gene Ontology annotation, biological process: cytoplasmic translation.